Molecule: messenger RNA, 3889 nt
Organism: Betta splendens (Siamese fighting fish)
Lineage: Eukaryota; Metazoa; Chordata; Actinopteri; Anabantiformes; Osphronemidae
Product: Carbohydrate sulfotransferase 1-like
Exons: 3
Coding region: 1809-3155 (448 amino acids)
Biological process (GO): N-acetylglucosamine metabolic process; keratan sulfate proteoglycan metabolic process
Molecular function (GO): N-acetylglucosamine 6-O-sulfotransferase activity; keratan sulfotransferase activity
Source: RefSeq, a predicted model, not a curated record
AUUUUCAUAUUCAUCCGUGCCUGUGCGUUGUUUUAAUGCGCGAACCGCGGCCGCGCGAUUGUCCGACGAGCGAGGUGCGACAUUGUGUAGAUCAGAGUGUGGAUGCGAGGACGAAAGCUGUGACUGUGGUCGGGAUGUCUUUAUUUAGCCACUUAAAGUGAGUCCGCGCUUCUCCGAGACUUUGUGGAGCCGUCGUCCUACUUUGCCGUCACACUGGGUCGACAAUAGUUUAUUUUAUUCUUUUCAAAUAUAUUUCGCGUGCACAACUGUUGUUCAUCAAACGAGAAUCUCAGAGGAAGGCGUUUGGUUGAAUUUUGAUGAUGCUCAAUGUCGAGAUGCAGAUGAAUUCACGUGCAUAUCAAGUGUAAAUAUCAGAUGGGACAAGCUCCAGUGCAGCUUUUCUAUUACUGUUCCUGCUGUGCCAUCAUUUGUCUCUUAGUGUAACCACAAUUGAACUUUUUUCAGUUUGUCGAUCUGUCAUUUUUAUUUUUAUAAUUGUCCUCUCUCGCUUUGAGAAUUAAGGCUCAGCCGGAUCAUCUGGCGCUGACCUUUGUCUCCUCUCUCUUCGCUCCUUUACUCCUCUGUGAGAGCGAGCGCUUGAGGAGUCAUGUAGGACAAGACUCGCCUCCUCUCCCAUCACAGGAGCUCCUCCCAGAUCAGAUGCAGCUCCUCCGUCGUCUGCCUGUAGCGCUGCGCGUGUCGGUUCAGAGAGAGGGAGGGGGGGGGGGGGGAGUGGAAGCGGACUGAUGGAGAGAUUGGGAGUGAAAAGACGCUACCUGGAGACCUGGAAGUCCUUUUCGUGUUGCCACUGUUGCUCUCUCCGUUUCCCAGGAUUGAUCGCGAGGCGACAAACGGCCUCACUCCGAGGAUCUGUGAACACACCGAGGUGCUUUAAUAGAAAAAUCUUUAGCUCCGUCACAUCCCUCAAUCACCGUCCCCGUCCCAAAUCCCCCGCUCCCACCCUCAUCACGAACUUCUAGCCUCAUUCGUAGCCUUUAUUUUCCGCAGAGGCUCCUGCCUCUCCUGCGCCACACGCACAAACGUCAUUAUCUCCGGCGCUUGGGCUGUGUUAUCUCAACAGGAGCAACUUCUGUGCUCCGCUGAAUUUACAGCUCCGACCUGCCAGAGGAGCAGGCGCCGCACGGUGUAAUCUUUAACCGAUCCCGUCCCCCCGGCUUUCAUCCCCGUAAGCGCUGUUAUUGUGCGAGGGAUAUAAAAGCGGAGGCACAUCUGUCCAGCUGUUGACAGAGCGCCCGCCGCUCCCUGGCGUGCGACCCGGCGCCGGCCCGGUUAUGGGCGAAGCCGCAGCGGAGGGCCUGCAAAUCAAAUGGCUUCAGCCCGUCGAAGCAUCUGCCUUUAUUCUCCAGAGGGCGGCGGGUGCAGAGGGGGGUGCUGAGCAAAGAGGAAUCAGACCUGUCGCCGAGGAGUCCUGAGACCGUCCUGGGUCGGGCCAUCUGGGCCGUACGCGGAGCACGGGCCUGCGUUCACCUCCGCCACUUUCUUGUCCUUCAGCAAAUGCACAAACGGAUCAAAUCGAAUCUGAAACGCGGGACGAGCGUUUCAGAUGUCACCUUGUCUGCGGACACCAGCCCACGAGAACGAAAAGUUCAUUCCGCGAUUGCUGCUUUUAGCCGCGUUCAAACAGAAUGGCUCAUGAUGUCAGCUCCGUUUCUCUUCCCCAUCGCCCAUAGAGUAAAUGUCUCUGGUUUUGCGCUGUUUGUGAUUAAUGGAACAUCAAAAGCCGAUCUCGGCUCAGUGUGAUGCGUUCCUGAGGAUAUGAGUCUGCCAGGGACACAUAAACAUCAUUAAUGAACAAGAGGCGCACUGGAGAGACACGGAGUGGCAGACGGAGGCGUGAAGGAUGUAGAAGCAGAGGUGGGGGCAGGAUGGAGUGCUCCUGGAAGACGGUGCUGCUGCUGGUGUGUGCGUCUCUGGGGGUCCAGUACACGGCCAUCCGCACCCUGAGGGACUCGCUGUCUGGACCCUGCCAGCGAGCCUACCGCUGCCAGGCCAGGCACCACCGAGACUCCAGGUGGAGAGCGCUGUGCGACGACUGGAUGGCGGCGGAGGCGCCCCGGAGGCACGUGCUGCUGUUCGCCACCACGCGCAGCGGCUCGUCCUUCACCGGGCAGCUCCUCAACCAGCACCCGGGCGUCUUCUACGUGUUCGAGCCGCUCUACCACGUCCAGCAGGCCUUCACCAACUCCAGCCGGCGGCUGCGGCGCUCGCUGGACCGCCGCGCCCUGCUGGGAGCCUACAGGGACCUGCUGCUCAACCUCUACACCUGCGACCUCCACUUCAUGGAGAGCUACAUGCGCCCGGAGCCCCAGGACCACGUCACCAGCUCCUUCUUCCGCCGGAGCUCCAGCCACGCCCUCUGCUCCCCUCCCGUGUGCCUGGAAGGAGGGGACGCCGCAACCUCUGACCCGCCGGACGAGACCUGGUGCCCCAGGAAGUGCGGCGCCCUGAACCUGACGUCGGCCUCGGUGUCAUGUCUUUCCAGAGGACACGUAGCCAUAAAGACCGUGCGGGUCCCGGAGGUGGGGGACCUGCGCACGCUGACCGAAGACCCACGCCUGGACCUGAGGAUCAUCCACCUGGUGAGGGACCCCAGAGCCAUCCUGGCCUCGCGCAUCAUGGCCUUCUCCGAUCAGUUCCGCGCCUGGAAGAUCUGGAACGCGACGGGGCGGCAGCCGCGCUACGUGGACCUGUCACAGAUCACCAGCACCUGCAAGGACAUGUCGGCGUCGGUGCAGACGGGCGCGCAGAGGCCGGCGUGGCUGCGGGGCCGCUACCUGCUGGUCCGCUACGAGGACCUGGCGCUGAACCCCAUGGAGAAGGCCGGCGAGAUCUACAGGUUCGUGGGGCUGGAGAUGGAGGACAGGGCGCGGACGUGGAUCGCGAGGAACACCAACGCCAGCGCGUCGGCGGCGGCAGCGGCGGACUGGAACUACCGGUACUCCACCACCAGGGACUCCAGGUCCACGGCCGAGAGCUGGAGGCUCCGGCUCAGCUUCGACAUCGUCAGGGCCGUGCAGAACCUGUGCAACGACACCCUGGCGCUGCUGGGAUACAAGCAGGUCCAGACGGCAGCCGAACUUAGGAACCUGUCCCACAGUCUGGUGGGACACAGGACAUUUCAGCCAGUGAAGUAGAAGUAGGUUUGACCAAAAGUUUUGUGACUUAUUUAUUUAUUUAUAUGAUAACUUGAAUGUAAUUUAUCCCCUUUUUCAAGACGACCUAAAGUAAUUUGAUAUUGCUUCUAUUUCCACUUUUUUGUGUUUUUGCUAAAGAUACAGUAUUAAAAGUGCCAAACGUGCAAUGCAGGAAAAAGUAUUAAUUCAAAAUGAAGUUUAUACUGAACUAUGUGCUCAUUAAAAACGGUUCAUGUCAAUAAGUCGGUAUGCAGUUUUGCGUCUUGAUUUAAUUUUCCCAUCAUUUCAGUGUUUCCGAAAUAAAAACAAACCCUUAAAACGGUUCAGGUAUCACUUUGGAGUAAGUCAAACAAAAAAAACAAACACAAAACUGAUGCUUGUGUUUCAUGUGAGACGGGCAAGAAGUGAGGCGGAUUCAUCUCAUAAAGAAGGAACAAUAAAUUCCACGUCCUGCCAUCCAAGUGUCUCUAAUGCAUUUUGGAAAAGGAUUAAAAUGUCACGUUGCGGAUAGAAACCCGGCGUCUGUGCGAUCCUCCAUGAAGCAGCUCUGUUUUCUCGGAGGAUGUUGAGAAUGCAUUUGCUUUUUUUCCCCUGACUGUAAAUACUUACAGUGAAUAAACACGAUAAAUAAUAUAAAUGCUGAUGUUGCCAAAUGUCAUGUGCUGGAUGUGUUUGGACAUUUUAUUGUUUAUCUUUUUUAGACUUUUUGAAAUAAAUCAUUCAUAUGUUACAUA